Fundulus heteroclitus (mummichog) is the source of this 3143-nucleotide messenger RNA. RefSeq names its product sterol 26-hydroxylase, mitochondrial. The record is from RefSeq and is a predicted model, not a curated record. Gene Ontology annotation, molecular function: oxidoreductase activity, acting on paired donors, with incorporation or reduction of molecular oxygen; iron ion binding; heme binding. The transcript has 10 exons. Gene Ontology annotation, cellular component: mitochondrial inner membrane. The coding region runs from base 55 to 1653 and encodes 532 amino acids. Gene Ontology annotation, biological process: cortisol metabolic process; cholesterol metabolic process; C21-steroid hormone biosynthetic process. NCBI's taxonomy places the organism in Eukaryota, Metazoa, Chordata, Actinopteri, Cyprinodontiformes, Fundulidae.
CCAUCAGCCGGUAACUCAGUCCUCCAGACACAGUCGCUCCUGCCGGCCUGCGCUAUGGGCUGCCGGGCAGCUGCAGCCUGGCCUCUCCGCCUCCCUGCGCUCUCCACCCGGACACUGGCAGCGCUCCGGCCCGGAGCCUCCGCUGCGCUCUGGACCAGGAGGAACCUGAAGGUGCAGGCGGCCGGUGAGCAGGCGGGGAAGCUGAAGAGCGUCGCUGAUCUGCCGGGGCCCAGCUGGUCCACCACUCUGUACUGGCUCUUUGUCAAAGGCUACGCUGACAGGGGCCACUUGCUGCAGUGUUUACAGAAGAGUCGCUACGGCCCCAUCUGGCGCUCCAGAUUCGGGCCCUUUGACAUGGUCAACGUAGCGUCGCCGGAGCUCAUAGCCCAGGUGAUCCAGCAGGAGGGUCGCUACCCGGUCCGGAUAGAGCUGCCUCACUGGAAGGAGUACCGGGACCUGAGGGGACAGGCGUACGGCCUGCAUGUGGACACAGGACCAGAGUGGCACCGCAUCCGCAGCGUCCUGAACCCCAAGAUGCUGAAGCUGCGGGAGGUGUCGGCCUACGCCCCCAUCAUCCACCAGGUGGUGGGAGACCUGCUGGGACGGGUCGAGCUUCUCCGCCGUCGCAGCCCGGACCAGGCCACCGUGUCGGACCUGGCCGCUGAGCUCUACAAGUUCGGCUUUGAAGGUAUUUCAGCCGUCCUGUUUGAGACCAGGCUGGGCUGCCUGCAGGAGGAGAUCCCUGAAGACACCCUGCGCUUCAUAACUGCCGUCAACAACAUGCUGACGCUUUCCGACAUCGUCAUCCUGUUGCCCCGCUGGAGCCGCAGCGUCCUUCCCUUCUGGAAGCGCUUCGUCCAGGCCUGGGACGACCUCUACGGUGUCGCUCAGAAACUCGUGGACCGAAGGAUGGCUGAGCUGAAAGCUCAGGUGUGCAGCGGCGAGCCUGCGGAGGGGAUGUACCUGACGUACCUGCUGUCGUCUGACAAGAUGAGCCGAGCGGAAGUCUACAUAAGCGUGACGGAGCUGAUGCUGGGAGGGGUGGACACGACGUCCAACACCUUGUCCUGGGCGUUGUACCAUCUAGCGAGGGACCAGAGGGUCCAGGACCGCCUGCACAGCGAAGUGGAGUCUGUGUGUCCUGACAGGAAGCAGCCGAGCACAGGCGACCUGAGCCGGAUGCCCUACCUGAAGGCGAUCAUUAAGGAGACGUUACGCCUGUAUCCAGUGGUGCAUGGAAACGGACGCUUCGUCUCAGAGAACGAGGUGGUUUUGGACGACUACUGGUUCCCAAAGAAGACUCAGUUCCACCUGUGCCACUACGCAGCCUGUCACGAUGAGGCAGAGUUUGCCAACGCGGAGGACUUCAUCCCGGAGCGCUGGCUGAGCGUGGAGCCUCCCAGCCGCCACGCCGGCAGGGCCAAUCCCGGCUUCUACGCGCACCAUCCGUACAGCUUCAUCCCGUUCGGGGUCGGGGUCCGGGCCUGCGUGGGCAAGAGGCUGGCAGAGAUGGAGAUGCACUUCGCUCUGUCCAGGCUGAUGCAACAUUACCAGGUGGAGCCUGAAGACGGAGCGCCGGCCGUGGAGCCGAAAACCCGGACCCUGCUCAUCCCUUCAAAACCCAUCAACCUGCGGUUCCUGCCCAGAACCUGAAGAGGAAGAGGCGACAUGCUUCCCUCCCGGCUCCGUCGCUCUGCAGACUCAGACGUGAACGCCGCACCCGAAGCUCGGGCUCCGCUCGCCGCGCUGCAACGGCAUGAAAUCGGGAACAUAAAGAGUUAAAUUUUAAGGAUUUGUUGAGCAGGGCGUAUAACCCCUUAUUAGGUCCUAAAAGGAGAUUUAAAAAAAAAAAAAAAAAAAAAAAAAAAACUUCACAAAAACAGCAACACAUAUUGCACUUUAUCUACAAAUAUCCUGCAUUAACAGACUGUCUUUCUCUUACAUCUCUGUGGAGCGAUUCUGGCCCACGCUGCUUUACAGCGAUACUGUAAUUCACUGAGCUUUGCAGAUAUUAGUUACUGCACAACCCUCUAAAGAUCCUAACUGCACAGCCUGGGCUUGGACUAGGCCAUUGCCACGCCCUGAUUCUCUGUUCCAGCCAUUCUGUUGUAGCUCUGCUGAACUCCAGCUGUUGGACGGACAGACGGAUGGAUUCACAUCUGACUCUGAAAUGCUUUGGCAUAUGGAGGAAAAAGCAAAAAGCAGCCCGCAUCAUCAUCCCCCCUCCACCGUGCCAGGCAGCUGCUUUCUGGUGUCUGGUUUCUCUCUGCCGUGCUGAGCGGCACUCGCUCCACUUGUCCUGUCAUGCUGACCUUUAAUCUGCUACCUGGACUAACAGCAACAGGAGGUUAGUUUACUGUGUUUACACUUCAACAUGGAGGUUGCUACCCACCAGGUACUGAAAUAAAAAGAAUACUUUGUAGAUCUAAACCCACAGUUUAACCUAUUUAGGGGUCAGGGACCUAUUGCUUGUGGCCAGGUUUUAACUCAUGUACUGGUGUCUAGAGAUAUGAUGUUUUUUCCUCGUGGACACCUCCCCAGAUUGAAGAACGUUGAUUUUUAUAAUAUUAAAUUUUACAGUCAAACAGAUGUGAAGCAUGCAUGGAGGCAGGGAGGCUGGGAUGGUGCUCUUUUCUGAUAUUUAUAUUCACAGUUUAGCCUUCAGACUUUUACAGAGUUUUUAACUUUUACAUGUGCUUACUUGCCAGUUUGUUUCUGAUUUUUUUUUCACCUAUACAUAUAUGAUUAUUAAUGAUUACAGAGAAAUGAACAUAACAGAAUGAUGUCUUCACUCUUUCAUUUGUCUUCAUCGUACCAACUCCAGCCUCGCCACACGUUUCCUAACUCUUUUAAACCAAAAAUUGUGAGAUAUUACUGGAUUUCUUGUGUGUUAGUAUUUUUUUAUGAUUAUUUUGAAAUGAAGACAAAACCCUCAUUUGAAGAUUCACGAUAAGGAAAAAGUUAGCUUAAACAAUCAAAAUAAAUUGCCUAAUUGGUAUAUUUUUAUUCAAAGCAGCUGAUAUUGCUGCGUUUUAGACUUGUUGCACAUUUUUUAUGUUUUUCUGUGUGUCUUAUUUCUAAUCCAGUCUGGAGUUUUAUGAGCUGUGACUCUCAUGCUAAAUAAAAUAUUUUAAUGAUGUGUU